GCAAGGAAAAGGAAGUGAGAAUUUUGAAAGCCACAGCUGUUGCCAUCUAGCCACAUUUUCCUGAUCAAUAUUGAUGUUGCAACAAGCUUCUGUACAUAUAAAUAUACAAUUCGUCUUUAAAGUCCAUACUUUGAUCGCUCAUAAAGAACAAGCUGUCGUGCAUUGGGUGUCAUGUCACCCUGUAAUUGUAAGCGCUAGCUACUAACUAAUGCCUGUGCCUAGCGGCGACGGGUCGAAGAGCGUACACCUGUGCUAGCUAUCCAUCUAAUUUGUGAGAAUAUCCAGUACACUAGUAGCUUGUUAGCACCCAACCCAAGGAAGGUACAUUUUGACAGAAUGCGAUGGGAAACUGCUGGGCUUAUUGUUCUGGAAUCUUCAGAAGAGAAGCGAACAGGAUACAACGAGGAGGCGGGUAAGUGAUACGCCCUUUAAACCAACGAAUGCAACGUCAAAAAACCUCCACGGUGCCCAAAGCUUAUUCCGCGUUCAAAACAACUGGGAACUCGAAAAUCUCUGACUUCCAACAUGUGUGUUCAAAACAACUGGGAAUUUGGAAAACGCGUUCCGACUGGGAAAAAAAUCGAUUUGAACGGACAUCCAACUCGGAAUUCCAAAUCGAAAGAGGCCUGACUUCCCGACCCAAAUAUCACUGACGUUAUGAUAGUACCUCGGAUUUUCGAGUUCACAGUUGUUUUGAACGCGGCAUAAUAGUGACGAGCCAGAGUCGCUUGUCAAAAAACGUUACCUUUCCCUGCUAACUAACUAGGUUUUCCCGCAGCAAGUUGAAGCGUUACCCACCCCACCCCUUCAUGUGGGUCUUGCCAUACUGACACACGGCUUUGUAGGGCAUGUAUUUGGGAGGGCAUGAUGCAUUUUAAAUAUUUGAUGCUGUAUUAAAUUACAAUGAGCUAAUAUGGAAAAACAUUUUGUUGACAGACUCAUUGCAUUCAGCUUCCGUACAGAAAAAUGACAUUUCUGUAGGCUUGAUGUUAUUGAUAUCAGUUAGGCCUAUAACGUUACAGUUGUGAUGCCAGGCUGUAUCUGAACAAUUCCAUGGUAACAGAAUUAUGCUGAGACUCAGAUUUUUCACAUUAAAAUGUAUGCCAAACAAAAACCAAUGACUGCAAAGUUAAACAAACCAUACAACUCUAUGCACAAGGACAACAUAACAAUUUCCACUGAACAUUUUACAAAAACACAUUUACUUGAACAGUGCAGAUGCACAGUUUGGUAACAGAAUGACGGCACAAACAGUCAUUCCAUGUCAUUUCAGCAAGCGAUGACACCCACCAUCUAAGAUUGUUCAGAAAUUGUUUAUGUAGUUAAGAAACCGAUAUUAGCAUUCCUGAAACAUUAUUUUGUUGAACUAUAAUUUGAUCUGAGAAAUUAAGCUAAUUAAUUGCACCCAAAUUGGACCUUUUUUAAUUGAUAGGAUUCACACAAUAUUGAACAUAUAGUACCCAACAUCCGAUUUGGACCAAACUUCUUCCUACCAUUGAGUAAGACAUGAGGAACCAAUAAAAUGGUCAAAAGUCACCCAAGGACCCCCCACAACCCAAAAAACAGUAUACAUGAUCAGUUAUGUCUGACAAGUAGUAUGGAGCUGCAGCUUGGAGUAUUGCUUCAUCUUUGUAAUGUAAUCCCUGUGAGUCAGGUGAUUUUGUCCCCCCCGUUCAGCGAAAUUAGCCAUUGAAUUCGCUUGCAAUAUUUAACAUAAAUUGGUGUGAUAGUACCAGGUUUUGCCAACACGAUGCCGCUGUCCUGCUAGUGCCAACACCCUUUUAUCGAUUUUGCUGGUCUGUUGUAUUUUUUAGGUCUCCUUUUCUUUGGAACUUUGGGUAGAAAACUAACAGCUUUUGCUCAUGAUGAAAAUAAAUUGUGUGGUCAAGCCAGUCCUCGAUGAAAGCAUUUCAGUUUGUCCUUCUCUUAGCAACCUAAUGCUUCAACUCAACUCUCCUUGAAUAGUCCAACAAAUGGCAGCUCUCUGAGAGGGCUAUCCCAGUCAUGCAAUUCUGAUAUGAAAACAUUUCCUACAAGCUCAGAACUUUGAUGGAGAAAUUGUCUAGUGACUAAAAUGUUGUGACAACCCUAAUAAAAUAAUACAAUUAUAAACCAUUCAUGGCAGUCAGAUGUUUUCAAUAACGUGAUAAGUGACAUUUACCAUUAAACACAAGAAGCAAUACUCCAAGCAGCAGCUCCAUGCUACUUGUACUUGUCAGACAUAGAACUGAUACUGUAUACUGGUUGUUUGGGGUGGGAUUGUGGGUGGGUUUUGAUAAUUUCUCAUGUCUUACUCAUUGUUAUGAAGAAUGAUGGUCCAAAUCGGAUGUAAGGUACUAUAUGUAUUGAAGAUUAUAUGAGUCCUAUUCAUUCAAAUGGCCAAUUUGCGUGCAAACAAAUAGCUUCAUUUCUCAGAGAUCAAAUUAUAUUUCAACAAAUUAAUGUUUCAGGAAUGCUAAUCUUAUCUGUUUCUAUCUACAGAAACGAUUUCAGAACAAUCUGAGAUAGUGGGUGUCAAUCCUCUUUCUUGUGCUUUUUGAGGUGGAAUGACUUUGCAAACGUUGCAUCUGCACUGUUUAAGUAAAUGUGUUUUUGUAAGAUUUUCAGUCAUUGGUUUUUGUUUGGCAAAAAUCUGAGUCGGCAUCAAUUGCCCGUCUCUUCUGUUGAAAGAACUAGCUAAGGACAAUCAUGACAGUGACCGAAAGCAGCCUAAAUGGAUGUCAAUAUUGUCAAAUAUCUGUCCGUACAGGUCAAAAUACUUUAGAAGCAGUACUACUGGGGAACAUUACACAAUAGAGGUAUGGUACUUACAUUUUUCUGGAAGUAGGCCUAUGUCAUGUUUCAUCAUGCAUCACUUGGUUGGGAAAACAUGAUGUACUUACAGUGCAGUUCUGUCUCCCCACAGUUUGAAAACCUUGUUGAGAGCGAUGAGGUAAGUGUGUGAACAUGUAAACCAUAUUUGUUCGAUUGAAACAAUCCGAAAGUGUGCCAUUGGCUGAAGAUGCACAGAAGACACGAUGAUUGUGGUCCUAUUCUGUAUGAUUCUUUGCCCACUUAUUUUAAUUUCAGGCGGAGAGCCCACAAAGCUGUCCCAGGUAUGUUUUUUAACUUUCGGGGGACUGACGAAUGCAUUUCAGAAGAAUAAUGUUAAUCAGGGCUUAAACCAAGAUGAGCUUGCGGUAAUGUUUGUUUCAUUUUGAUACUAGGCCUAUCAGUGAAGAUGAGAUCAUCCACCUCAAAGAGCACCGGUAUGCUGCAAUUUCCGAUCAGCAGACCUUGAUAGACAAGAAGUUGCAAGCAGAGGUAGGCUUACACAAAAACAGAGCCGCUGAAAGGACUGGAGAAAUCUACAUACCUUUUUUUUUUGCUUACAGAUAAUGGAAGGUUCAAUUCAACAGAGUCAUUACACUUCCUUGUUUAUAAACUUUGUACUACCUUUCAUGUAGCAAGAUACAGUAUCUAAGAUACGUUUAUGCUUAGCCUACGUGCUCAUAGCAGCCUUUUUGUAAAUUUUGGUUGAUUUUCAGAAUUGUUUUGCAAUUUUGGUUUUCUGUUCUCAACUUUGGGUUCUUUGUCUUGUCAUUUCUGCUCAGUUAUUAGCACAAGAGGAGAAGUUAAGGCUAGAAGAGGAGGCUAGAAAUGCUGCCCAGCGUGAGGCCGCCAGGCUGGCAUGCGAGAGAAAGCUAAAGGAGGUGAGGCGGCCAUUAUUGAGUGCGCCUGUCGUCCCUUCACUACCUUGUUCCGCCUCACCCACCUUUUCCUUGGCUCUACCCCUGCUUCUUUUGAUUAGUGUUACACGGUACACCAAAACUUCUGUACUUUUUCCAUACUACAACAUAUCAAACGGUACGGUACUAGAAUUGUGUUAUUUUCGGUUGGUCGUUCUAUGUGUCUCACGUUUGGAAAUCAGCUAAAUGUAUUGCAUUUAUUAGAAAAGUAUUUAAUUAGCCGAAGUUUAUCAUAAGACAUGAACAGAAUCAGUGAUUCAUAUUCCCUGGAACUUUCUGAAGAGGCAAUGAGAAUGCCCCUGUCUGUGUGUGCACGCGGGGUGUGCAUAUGGCUACCACUUUGUGUAUCCGUUAGUGAUGCUAAUGAUAAGCGUCUUCGUGUAGAUGGAAAGGCUUUCCCAAAAACCUUCUUAAUUAAACGUUAACUACAAAGUAGCUUACCUGGCAGAAUCAUGAUGAUUUGCAUCAAUCCGCUUGGUUUGCAAACUCCAUCACGUGAGCUACAGAAACACAGCUAACCAAACAACCGUGCCAACUGCAUGAGCACAAAAAUUAAAGGGUAACUACACUCAAAUAAAAAUGUCUUAGAUUUUUCCCAGACCUCGAAACUGGUACCCUGAUGUGGUUUAAGCAUUGUUGUGGACUUAGAACAUCCAAUUUUGUUUUUCUAUUUAAAAAAAGUUUGAUUCUUUUAGAGUGAAAACCUGAAAACACUGGGAAAAAUCAGUCCUCCCGCUUUCUUUUUUUGGCGUGGUAUCAUUUUUGUAUCGAGUAUCGUGAUACUAAACCUGGUAUUGGUAAAGAAGCCAUAGUUCUGGUAUCGUGAAAACACUACUCUUGAUAACCACUUCAAGUACAUAAUGCCACAAGUUGGUGUUCAUCCUUUGUCAAUCUAAAGAACUGUAGUCUAUGGUAUGUCUCUCAAUAUGAAUUUGUAAAUCGUACCCCAAGUGUCCUUUGAAGUAGGGAUUUACCUUUCCCUUUUUUAUGUGAAUUGAGACAUUUGUCCACACUCUAUUCCUUAACCUCAAAUUAGCCUAUGUAUCCAUUAAUUUCCAUUCUUUUGAUAUUUGAGUUGUUUCUCAAUGCUGUGCUUUUUUAUUAUUCAUUCCACAGUUUUUCCCUUGGUUAAUUCCAUUUGUUUCAUCUGGGUUUGCCUAUCUGCCACCUUAAUUAAUGUUAACACAGCCGGUAAUGCCAGCAUGUAACUAACAAAUCUUCAAGUGAUCAUUAUUUACAUUUUCGACCAAGUGUUUUUCUGAGGUAUUAUUAUUUUUCAAAGCAACAGCUUGCACAACGGAAAAAAGGCAAGGCAGAAGGCAAAAGUGGCGCAGCCCAUCCAAGAAAGUGAGUAUAUCAACCAAGUAAAAAUGGCUACCUCAUGGUCCAUGUGUGUCACAGUGAUGGUAUGACCAUGAAAUUGAGUCGAGUUGACUGUUUCUCCUCCACUGGUUGGAUUCUGUUCUAGGCAUGGCUCAGUUAAAGACUUUGAUGUCUACCUACAGAAUGUGAAAGUCACGUCGGAAGCCUUCAGGAGCAGCAGUGAGUCCGCUAUUUCACCAUUUUCUGUAGCCUAUAUAUUAUAUUCCAUGUUUGAAACAGUUCCUCUCGAAUUGUGCAUACCAACAUUCUAUUUUAAGAUAAAACACUUUCUGUAUCCCUGAAAGUUAAUCGUCAUGCCUCAUUGAGACUUCUUGCUCUUUGAAACCACCUGUGAUUUGAUAACCCAGUGUUUGUGUAAUCAGGGCUGUCUUCUGAGACUAAUGUGAUCACUCCCAACACGGAGAGCAGCUGGGACUUCAACACCAAGACCCGCUCCACCAACGAUGACGGAACCUCACUGGACCUGGAGUGGGAGGACGAGGAAGGUGGGGCUUGUGUAAUUACUUAUUGUCUUUUACUUGUUGUCGCCUUGGAGGUUUUGUCACGUGAAAAAAUACAUUCCCUGAACUUGUACUACUUGUACUGUGCAGUACAACAACAGUAAUUGUCGAUUUCAAACCUCCCAAAACCACCAGUUGAAUGGCCAUGUGAGGUUUAACUCCAUGUAUCGGUGUAUCAAAUUGUCCUUGUCUUCAGGGAUGAACCAGGCGGUCCCAGUGUGGGAGAGGUCUAAAACCGAGGAGGACAUACUCCGAGCGGCACUCCGGCCGGGUGGGAAGCAGACGACCAGCGGUCCGGCCUCCGCCUCGGAGGAAUCCAACGCCCUGGAGUGGGAGAACGACUUUGUGAGCGCGCACGGCGAGGAUAAUGCUGAGGAGAAUGCAGAGGACUCUGAAUACGAGUGCUUUGUCAACCCCGUCAUGGAUAUGGACACCCCAUCUGAGGAAACACCACCAGUAGAGAUCACUGCACCGGAGACUGUGGAGAGAUAGUCCUCAUCGCCGGGGGAACCAGAGUAAAAUCCUAGCAUUAGCACACAUUUUUGUUUGUUUGUCCUCAUUGUCUGGGGGACCAGUUUUGAUUUGACAAUCUUCUCUUGUGUUAAUUAAGCCUUAGUUGGAGUGACAACAUUUUCAUGUCAUCCAGUGCAUCAUUGAAUCAAGUGCAAUUUGCAGAUCUAGUUUGGAGUGAUAGUGAUUGGGUUUUUAUUUGUGAGAGGGCUACAUUGUCUUCACAGUUAAAAUGAACAGAAAACAUAUAGGGACACAUACAAUAAAAGCAACAACUUUCUAUCAGUGCCUGAAUCACUAGGAAAUAAAACUGUCAUAAAUUGUUGACCAGUUCAUCAGAUAGUUAGCUGACAAGGACUUUGUCCGUUACCAAGUGAAUAUUUUUAUCAAAGUGGUUCUCCAAGGAUCAUCGCUUGCCAGUUCCCUGGUAUGAAACAUGUAGAGAACAUCUAAUGGAGUGGAGUAUAUCAUAUCAUGGAAAGUUGAAGUCGAAAGUUUACAUAC
Molecule: messenger RNA, 6625 nt
Organism: Coregonus sp. 'balchen'
Lineage: Eukaryota; Metazoa; Chordata; Actinopteri; Salmoniformes; Salmonidae
Source: the annotation of a GenBank genome assembly